This is a messenger RNA of Momordica charantia (bitter melon), 1594 nucleotides long. RefSeq names its product SNF1-related protein kinase regulatory subunit beta-2. Gene Ontology annotation, molecular function: protein binding. NCBI's taxonomy places the organism in Eukaryota, Viridiplantae, Streptophyta, Magnoliopsida, Cucurbitales, Cucurbitaceae. The record is from RefSeq and is a predicted model, not a curated record.
AAGCAUGAGAGGGGAAGCUGUAAAAUAGCAAAAUUGGAGUUUGGAGUUUGGAGUUUGAAGUUCAAAGGGUGAGAUGAGGACUUUGUCAACGAUGACGUGACGAUGAUUCCUGCUAUCCUUAAAAGCCCAUCAUCGUUGGGCCACCAUCCGAUCUUCCUAACUCAUCGGAGAAAAGAAAGAUUACUCUUUUGCUUGGUUUUUCGAAUCCAUUACUCUGUUUACAGUUUCUCCUUUUAAAUCCCUCCUCAUAUCUGUCGCUCUGGGUUUCUUUCUUUAAUUUUAUCCUCCUCGGAUUUCCUUGCAAUUCUGCAACAUGAACUAAGCUUACGAGGGUUUCUCUGUGGUCCCAAAUCACUUGAUCUUUUUUCUUUUCUUUUCUUUUCUUUUUUUUUUUUUUCUGUGGAGAAUCGUUUUUCCCCCUUUUUCUUUCUUUUUCGCUCCCCCGUAAGGGAUUCUACAACUACAAGUUGGUUGUUUUUAUUUACUUUCCAUUUAUUCUUUUUCGUAUUAAUGGGGAAUGUGAACGGGAGAGAAGAUGAGGACGGUAACCCAUCUGGGGCUGACGAAGAAGAUGAAGAAGUCGGUGGCCGCCCGAGGGGUUUGCCGGAUGGCCUGGCUGCGCCGCCCGAUGCGCACCUUGGCUACCACGCCGGCGAUCCGCCCGGAGAGCUGAUGGGUCAUUCCCCUCCUCAUAGCCCCCGCGCCAUUCCGUCUCCAUUGAUGUUCACUCCCCAAGUGCCAGUCGUUCCACUGCCAAGACCUGAUGAGGUGCACAACUCAAGCCACUCAUGGAUGCAUAACAGUUCAUGGUUUGACGAUGUUGGCAGUGAACAAGGAAUCCCAACAAUGAUUACGUGGAGCCAUGGUGGCAAGGAAGUAGCUCUUGAGGGUUCCUGGGAUAAUUGGAAAAUGAAAAUACCAUUGCAGAGAUCCGGGAAGGACUUCACGAUUAUGAAGGUACUGCCUUCUGGUGUUUACCAGUAUAGGUUUAUUGCUGAUGGACAAUGGAGAUAUGCUCCUGACUUGCCUUGGGCACAAGAUGAUGCAGGCAAUGCUUACAAUAUCUUGGACUUGCAGGAUUAUGUUCCAGAAGACAUUGAAAGCAUCUCUAGCUUCGAACCUCCUCAGUCUCCCGAGUCGAGUUACAGCAAUUUGCAGCUGGAACCUGAAGAUUAUUCAAAGGAGCCACCAUUGGCUCCUCCACACUUGCAAACAACACUGCUCAACAUGCCCUGCCCAUACAAUGAGAUUUUACCUCCUUUAUCAAGACCUCAGCAUGUGGUGCUGAAUCAUCUCUACAUGCAGAAGGAAAGGGGCGGCCCCUCCGUCGUGGCACUCGGAAUGACUCACCGUUUCCUAGCGAAGUACGUAACUGUCGUGCUCUAUAAAUCCUUGCAGAGAUAACGUAGUAUAGACGUCCCAUGUAAUGAAAUUCAAAAUCUAAAGCCAUCCCUUUUUCCUCACUGUAGCUUUGUAUGGUGUUGGUGUUGAUGCCAUUUCAUUUCAACACUUCUGAAUCAACCAGGAAGUCUGUAUGAAUCUUUCUUCAAGACUGUACCUUACAUAAUCCCAUCUCUUUUUGAUCUGACAUACA